Molecule: messenger RNA, 2220 nt
Organism: Galeopterus variegatus (Sunda flying lemur)
Lineage: Eukaryota; Metazoa; Chordata; Mammalia; Dermoptera; Cynocephalidae
Gene: COQ8B
Product: aarF domain containing kinase 4
Exons: 13
Coding region: 1-1683 (560 amino acids)
Biological process (GO): ubiquinone biosynthetic process
Cellular component (GO): extrinsic component of mitochondrial inner membrane
Molecular function (GO): kinase activity
Source: RefSeq, a predicted model, not a curated record
AUGUGGCUGGAGGUGGGGGGCUUACUGCGGGGGACCUGUGGACAGCUGGGCCGGACUGUUGUUUUGCCUUGUGGGGCUCUAGGGCCUGGGCCCCACUGGUGGGGGUCAUGUGGGGGUUCUUGGGCCCAAAAAUUGCAUCAGGAUGGGCCUGGAAGAGGCCUGGGUGAGGAGGACAUUCACAGAGCACGGGAGGCCCGGCUCAGGAAGACACCCCGGCUUCAGCUGAGUGACCGCUCUCGAGAACGCAAGGUGCCCGCCUCUCGCAUCAGCCGCUUGGCCAACUUUGGGGGACUGGCUGUGGGUCUGGGGCUGGGAGCACUAGCCGAGGUGGCCAAGAAGUCCCUGCCAGGAGGACAUCUACCGUCAGAGGGUGGAUCCCGGUUGGGCUCUAGCCCUUUCCUGUCAGAAGCCAAUGCCGAGAGGAUUGUUCAGACCUUGUGUACGGUUCGGGGGGCCGCCCUCAAGGUUGGCCAAAUGCUGAGCAUACAGGACAACAGCUUCAUCAGCCCCCAGCUGCAGCGCAUUUUCGAGCGGGUUCGCCAGAGCGCCGACUUCAUGCCCCGCUGGCAGAUGCUGAGAGUUCUCGAAGAGGAGCUGGGCAGGGACUGGCAGGCCAAGGUGUCCUCCUUGGAGGAGGUGCCCUUUGCUGCUGCCUCAAUCGGGCAGGUGCACCAGGGCAUGCUGAGGAAUGGGAUGGAGGUAGCCGUGAAGAUCCAGGUGAAAGUGGGGCCAAGCAGGGUGGGGGUGGGCACCCUGAUGUCCCAGAGGAGUGACCCCACACUUCCCCACCUCCCCUCACAGUAUCCGGGUGUUGCACAGAGCAUCCAGAGUGACGUCCAGAACCUGCUGGCAGUGCUCAAGAUGAGUGUGGCCCUGCCAGAUGGACUGUUUGCCGAGCAGAGCCUGCAGGCCUUGCAACAGGAGCUGGCUUGGGAGUGUGAUUACCUUCGAGAGGCAGCUUGUGCUCAAAACUUCAGGCAGCUGCUGGCAGAUGAUCCCUUCUUCCGGGUGCCAGCCGUGGUUAAGGAGCUGUGUACGACACGGGUCCUGGGUAUGGAGCUGGCUGGAGGGGUCCCCCUUGACCAGUGCCAGGGCCUAAGCCAGGACAUCCGGAACCAGAUUUGCUUCCAGCUCCUGAGGCUGUGUCUGCGGGAGCUGUUUGAGUUCCGAUUCAUGCAGACAGACCCCAACUGGGCCAACUUCCUGUAUGACGUCUCCAGCCACCAGGUGACUCUGCUGGACUUUGGUGCAAGCCGGGAAUUUGGGACAGAGUUCACAGACCAUUACAUCGAGGUGGUGAAGGCUGCAUCUGAUAGAGACAGAGACCGGGUCCUGGAGAAAUCCCGAGACCUCAAAUUCCUCACAGGCUUUGAAACCAAGGCAUUCUCUGAUGCCCACGUGGAGGCAGUGAUGAUCCUGGGUGAGCCAUUUGCCACCCAGGGCCUCUAUGACUUUGGGGCAGGGGAUACUGCCCACCGUAUACAGGGCCUCAUCCCGGUGCUGCUGCAGCACCGGCUGCGCCCACCACCCGAGGAGACCUAUGCCCUGCACCGCAAGCUGGCAGGGGCUUUCCUGGCCUGCACCCGCCUCCGCGCCCACAUCGCCUGCCGGGACCUCUUCCAGGAUACCUACCACCAUUACUGGGCCAGUCGCCAGGCGCAGCCACUGCCAGAAGCCUCCUGACCAGAGGGGACCUCCAGGCAGACCCCUCGUGACAGCCUCCAUCUGGGGAUUCCUGCCCUAGUACAGACCAUUUUCUGCUAUGGCACCUCCUCUCCCUUCCCCCUCUGCUCCAGGUCUGGGGAGCCCCCUUAGGCUUCUCAGUCUUGCCCAGCUCCCCUCCUUGGCUCAGGAGCUCAGGAACUCUGGGGCUGGGGAAUGCCAACUUCACACCCUGUAUCCCACUCCUCCCCACUCCAAAGUGGGCAUCCAGGAACUCUGAGCUAGGGAGUCAGUUAACUUAUUUCUGCCAACAUUUGUGGGAGCCCUCCGCCUCACUGCAUGCCCUCAUGGAGAUCCAGACUCAUCCCGAGGGGGAGCCCUUCACUUCUGCCUCAGGUCUCCGGUGAAAGGGGAGAGGUGAUAGUUGGUGGAGGCAGCCUUCACCUUUGCCUCCCUCACUUCUCCACCAGCUGCCUUCUCCUGGGUUCCAGCCUCUGUGUGUGUUGGAAGGGUGGGGGUGUCCAACCUUCAGUCCGAAUAAAAGUGGUCCUCCCCUUC